Fusarium subglutinans is the source of this 1437-nucleotide messenger RNA. RefSeq lists its product as uncharacterized. Bases 1 to 1437 code for a protein of 478 amino acids. Lineage: Eukaryota; Fungi; Ascomycota; Sordariomycetes; Hypocreales; Nectriaceae. The record is from RefSeq and is a predicted model, not a curated record. The transcript is spliced from 2 exons.
AUGGUCAUUGGCGAUGACUCUGGUGGCAUUAAUAACCGGCCUAUCGAUGAGAGUCUAGCUUUCUCGAGGCUGAACGAAGAACAGAGGCGCCAGUUGGGACCGAUGCUAAACGACUUCUUUCGAACACUGCGUGAGACGGACGAUGAAUACCCUCACAACGGCGACAAAAAAGCCAAGAAGAAUCGUGAUCGAGUCAUCCGUCGGGCAGCUCUUCGGGCCGCGAUGAAGCAGCUCAGCCAAGAGCAACAGUCAACCACAACGAUCGACGAAAGUAACUUGCAAAUUGAGGAACUCAAGUCGAUGUGCAACACGUUCAAUCAGCAUGUACUCCAAGAAGCCAAGCGGAUAAUCACUACUGAGAAUCCAGAGUCCAACGCCAAUAAUGAGAAUACAACAGGCGCCGAAGAGUCUGUGGACUCAACUAGCAUCAAUCUCGGCGUGGAUUUCCCUGAAGACAAUCCAGACAUCCCGGAGGACGACGCCGAGGACCAGUUCCGGGCCCAGAUUGCCGAUAACCAGACGAUUGACACCUUCCCUGAUGAGCUUGAGGAUAUUAAUCAACUCUCCGAGAUAGACUACGGUGCCGCUGCUCGAGCAGCUAUGGAAAUCUGGUUGAAAGUCGGUGAAGAGCACUCAGCCUUUGGAACAAAGCAACAACAAGGCGCUACGGUUGUCUGCCCUCGCUGCCAAGAAGACGAAACUGUCGAUGAGGAAACAAAGGCCAAGCGAUAUGCCCCAAGCAAGCUACCUCGGCACAUUGACGGCGAAUUCCAUUCUGGUUAUAAACGUUUCAUGCGCCGAGCAGUCAUUGACGCUAAACAAAAUAACCUCAAAGGUCUUCGAUGCGAGAUCUGCGUCGCAAUUGCUCCUCCUGAUACUGAUGUACCAGCUCACUCUUCGCAGAAGACAUUAGCUAGGCAUAUUAACAUGUCUACUUCUUCUAAAUUAAACACUGCUGAUGUCAAUGUUAACGAAUGGUGGGCUGGCAAAUCCACGAAAACCAAGCGCCAAUUUCAGCGCUUCGACGACCGCCAGUCAUCCGAAUUUUCCACCACCGUCAAGUAUAGCACCGAGGAAGAACUACCGCAUCCGAUCCCUGUUGGCCGUGGCAUCUAUCGAGGUUCAGCUCCAGGACAGUUCGAGGAGCACCUAAAUUCCAAUCCAGCUCUUGGCAAUUUGGUACAGAUGACAGAGAUGCCCGCCGCCGAUGGUGCCAAUCUACCAACGCAAAAGGAGAUUCUUGAAUCGCCUGAGCUAUCGUCGGUCAUCAAAUUCGGUUCAAUGCCUUCAGCUUCAGAGCUGGGCUCCGAACCUCAGUUUUCGGCCAGGUUUAGCCAUCUAGUUGAACUGGGCCCAAUGCCCGGAACUCCAGGCUAUAAAGGAGAGAGCAGACUGGAUCAAAUCGAGCAAGAGUCUAAGAUCCAGCGAAAGAAGUAG